Molecule: messenger RNA, 796 nt
Organism: Oncorhynchus tshawytscha (Chinook salmon)
Lineage: Eukaryota; Metazoa; Chordata; Actinopteri; Salmoniformes; Salmonidae
Product: glypican-6-like
Exons: 4
Coding region: 62-796 (244 amino acids)
Biological process (GO): cell migration; regulation of signal transduction; regulation of protein localization to membrane
Cellular component (GO): synapse; plasma membrane; extracellular region
Source: RefSeq, a predicted model, not a curated record
ACAUGUUUCUCUCUCCCCCAAGGUGAAUGUGGCCCCCGCCUGCAUCAGGGCCCUGACUAAGAUGCUGUACUGUCCGUACUGCAGGGGCCUGCCUGGGCUGAAGCCCUGUCAUAACUACUGCCAUAAUGUGAUGAGAGGCUGUCUGGCUAACCAGGCUGACCUAGAUCCUGAGUGGAACCUGUUCAUAGAUGCCAUGUUGCUGGUAGCUGACCGGCUGGAAGGCCCCUUCAACAUCGAAGCCAUUAUGGAACCCAUAGAUGUGAAGAUCUCUGAAGCCAUCAUGACCAUGCAAGACAACAGCAUGACAGUUUCAGCUAAGGUGUUCCAGGGGUGUGGUCAGCCCAAGCCGUCUGGGAUGGGCAGCAGCAGAUCAGCCAGGGGGAUCUCUGAUGUCUUCAACGCCCGAUUCAGACCCUACAGCCCAGAGGAGAGACCCACCACGGCCGCUGGCACCAGCCUGGACAGACUGAGGACAGUGUGGAGGACAAUGCAACACAGCGUAAGCCUUCCUUCCAAUCCGCCUCUUACCUCAUCUCAUCAGUCUGGUGGAUCUGUCCUCUUCCUACUUGUCAAAAUUACUCUCAGAGAGAUAUCUGUAAUGUCUGAUGCUGCUACAGGAGGCUGUCGUCUAGCUGAAGUGUCUGAUGCUGCUACAGGAGGCUGUAGUCUAGAUGUAGUGUCUGAUGCUGCUACAGGAGGCUGUAGUCUAGCUGAAGUGUCUGAUGCUGCUACAGGAGGCUGUAGUCUAGCUGAAGUGUCUGAUGCUGCUACAGGAGGCUGUAGUCUAGAUGUAUAG